AUGAGUAACAAUAAUUACCCACCUCCUCCAAACCCCCCUAAUUACCAAGGGCAGGAACAGGUGCACAAUGUUCAACUAGACUUGGAAAACAACCAGGAGAAAUAUUAUGCAGAACAACCACAACCAUCACAACAAUUUGAGGACUCAUUUAAGAUUGAUAAGCCUAAAUGGAACGAUUGGCCUUUUGCUGUAUUCUUUUUGUUGACUGUGGCCGGAUUUAUUGCCAUUGCUGGGAUUACUUUGAAUGCAUUGAAGAAGACCUAUGGGUUGCAGGGGUCAUCAAUUUACAAUUCCGCUAACACAUUUACUUUGAACACUAAUACAAUUAUUUUGUUCGGAUUCAUUAUCGUUGUUGGUGUUGUUUUGUCGGCAUUGAUUAUUGUGUAUGCCAGAAUGGCACCAAGGAUUUUCAUUACCACCGGGUUAAUUUUGAAUAUUAUUCUUGGAUUGGGUACAUGUAUCUACUAUUUUGUGUCCCAUUACUACUCUGCUGCCAUUGUGUUCUUAGUGUUUACGUUGUUUACGGCCUGGUGCUACUGGUCUUGUAGACAUAGAAUUCCUUUCAGUGCUACAGUAUUGGAAAUUACUAUUGAUGUGAUGAGACGUUACCCAUCGACUUUGAUAACGUCACUCAUUGGUAUCAUUGUGUCGGGAUUAUUCAGUACGUUGUUUUCGGUAGUAAUUGUCGCUACAUACGUCAAAUACGACCCAGACUCAGAAGGAUGUAGUGUAGCUGGAGGAGGAUGUACCAAGUCCAAAUUGAUUGGUGUAUUGGUAUUUGUAUUUUUCGCCGGUUAUUACAUUUCUGAAGUUAUCAGGAACAUUAUUCACGUAUGUAUUGCAGGUAUCUACGGUACUUGGUACUAUUUGGCCAAUUCUGACCAGGGUGAACCUAAGCACCCAGCUUUGGGAGCAUUCAAGAGAGCAAUGACUUAUUGUUUUGGCUCAAUUUGUUUUGGUUCAUUAAUCGUGUCUUUAAUUCAAUUGUUAAGAUCAUUUAUUCAAAUUUUGAAGCAAAACGCUUUUGGCUCUGGGGACUACUGUGCUGGAUGCGGUUUCUUGAUUUUGGAUUUUAUUAUUGGCAUCAUUGACUGGAUGGUCCGUUAUUUCAACCAUUAUGCUUACUGUUACGUUGCGUUAUAUGGUAAAUCUUACAUUAGAUCUGCUAGAGAUACUUUUGACUUGAUAAGAUUCAAGGGUAUGGACGCAUUGAUCAACGAUUGUUUUAUCAACACUUCAUUGAGUUUAUACUCCUUGUUUGUCGGUUAUAUUGUUGCUUUACUCGCAUAUUUCUACUUGAAGUUCACGGACCCAUCUUACAACUCUGACGGUACUUUCUAUGCCCCAGUUGUCGCCUUCUCUUUCUUAAUUUCGGGUCAAAUUACUCGUAUUGCUUUAACUGUUAUCGAAUCUGGUGUCUCGACUUUCUUUGUUGCCUUAGCUAAGGAUCCAGAAGUAUUCCAGAUGACCAAUAGAGACAGAUUUGAUGAAGUUUUCAGAAACUACCCACAAGUGUUACAAAAAAUUACUUCAGAUCACUAA
Debaryomyces fabryi is the source of this 1542-nucleotide messenger RNA. RefSeq lists its product as uncharacterized. Gene Ontology annotation, biological process: transmembrane transport. The coding region runs from base 1 to 1542 and encodes 513 amino acids. NCBI's taxonomy places the organism in Eukaryota, Fungi, Ascomycota, Pichiomycetes, Serinales, Debaryomycetaceae. The record is from RefSeq and is a predicted model, not a curated record. The transcript has a single exon. Gene Ontology annotation, cellular component: plasma membrane. Gene Ontology annotation, molecular function: transmembrane transporter activity.